UCAUGGAACCGAAAGUGUUCGUCUGCAUUAUUAUGUUCUUCUUCGGAGUGAGUGACUCCGCACUAGGUGGCCUUCCAGGGAAAUGUGCAGUAACAAGAGCAACGUGCAAAAAGCGAAGUUUUCUGACAAGAUACUACUUCAACGCGACAAAGGAACGCUGUUAUUCUUUCUUCGCUUGUCCUGGCGAAGGAGACAAGUUCUACCCAAGGAUGAUGGAGUGUGUCAGAGACUGCAGACCAAAACAAAAACCAAAUAAGUGCUUCGAUAAAAAGGCAGCAAGAUGCAGAGGAGAUACGUCUAAAGAGACAGCCUGGACGUACGAUCUGAAACGGACGAAAUGUGUAAAAGUUGAUGACGCUUGUGUCGAUACCAAGAACAAGUUUGUAUCACAGGACCAAUGUGCAGCAGAAUGCUUUGGCUUUGACGAGAAAGGCCUGAUGGCACAGUACAAAAACAAGAAACCAUAGAGAUAGAAAAGCCCGCUAACAGCGAUGUAUGAAGAAGGAUACCGUGUGCUC
Ornithodoros turicata is the source of this 518-nucleotide messenger RNA. Its product is annotated as papilin-like. The transcript has 4 exons. Bases 3 to 467 code for a protein of 154 amino acids. NCBI's taxonomy places the organism in Eukaryota, Metazoa, Arthropoda, Arachnida, Ixodida, Argasidae. Gene Ontology annotation, molecular function: serine-type endopeptidase inhibitor activity. The record is from RefSeq and is a predicted model, not a curated record.